Molecule: messenger RNA, 1891 nt
Organism: Raphanus sativus (radish)
Lineage: Eukaryota; Viridiplantae; Streptophyta; Magnoliopsida; Brassicales; Brassicaceae
Product: U-box domain-containing protein 4
Exons: 2
Coding region: 94-1503 (469 amino acids)
Cellular component (GO): cytoplasm; nucleus
Molecular function (GO): protein binding
Source: RefSeq, a predicted model, not a curated record
CCUCCUCUUUAACAUCACCAUGAAUGUUCUGAAAAAGUAAGAACAUAAACUGAAACUCGAGUCUUGUCAGCACAACAGAUCUUUUCACAAAAGAUGGUUUCGGUGGAGGAUCCAUUACCUCACUCAAAUUCAACCAGGUUCCCGUUAACAACCGACUUCUACGGCUCGUCUUCCCCGUCGUCGGCGGCGAAGAUACACCGUCAAGUCGGCCGGUCGAUGAGGACGGUGAGAUCUAACUUCUACCAAAGCGGCGACCAAUCCUAUUCCUUCGUCAGCUCCGUCGGCGAUAAAUCGGAGUACGCGUCGGAGUAUCUCUCGGACUCCGUCAUCGACAUGAGACUCGGCGAGCUCGCUCUGAAGAACAGUAACUCACUCCACUCGGUCGCCUCCUCGUCGAAAGAGGAAGCCUUUCUCGACAUCUCUCAGGCGUUCAGCGAUUUCUCCGCCUGCAGCAGUGACAUCUCCGGCGAGCUGCACCGCCUCGCCUGCUUGCCGUCGCCGGGCACCGACAGAACUGAGAACGUCGGAGAGGGAGAAGCUCAGGAUCCGGAGCCGUGUCUAGGGUUUCUCGAGAGGGAGAACUUCUCCACGGAGAUCAUCGAGUGCAUCUCCCCGGAAGAUCUGCAGCCGACGGUGAAGCUCUGCAUCGACGGGCUUCGCUCCUCUUCCGUGGCGAUAAAACGAUCCGCCGCCGCGAAGCUGAGGCUCCUGGCGAAGAACCGAGCUGAUAACCGAGUGUUGAUCGGCGAAUCCGGAGCCAUUCAGGCGCUGAUUCCGCUUCUCCGCUGCAACGAUCCGUGGACGCAGGAGCACGCGGUGACGGCUCUGUUGAAUCUCUCUCUCCACGACCAGAACAAAGCUGUGAUCGCCGCCGGAGGAGCUAUCAAGUCUCUCGUGUGGGUUCUCAAGACGGGGACGGAGACUUCGAAGCAGAACGCGGCGUGCGCGCUGCUCAGCCUCGCGCUAGUGGAGGAGAACAAGAACUCGAUCGGAGCUUGCGGCGCGAUCCCGCCGCUUGUUUCUCUGCUGCUGAACGGGUCUUGCAGGGGGAAGAAGGACGCGCUCACGACGCUUUACAAGCUCUGCACGCUUCAGCAGAACAAGGAGAGAGCGGUUACCGCCGGAGCGGUGAAGCCGCUGGUGGAUCUUGUGGCGGAGGAAGGGACUGGGAUGGCGGAGAAGGCGAUGGUGGUUCUGAGCAGCCUGGCGGCGAUGGAGGAAGGCAGGGAGGCUAUCGUGGAGGAAGGAGGGAUCGCGGCGCUAGUGGAGGCUAUCGAGGAUGGGUCUGUGAAAGGGAAAGAGUUUGCGGUCUUGACGCUGUUGCAGCUUUGUGCUGAUAAUGUCAGGAACCGUGGGUUGCUUGUGAGGGAAGGUGCGAUUCCUCCUCUCGUGGGUCUCUCUCAGAGCGGCGCCGUCAGCGUUAGAGCUAAACGCAAGGCAGAAAGACUACUGGGUUAUCUUAGGGAGCCAAGGAAGGAGGGAAGUUCAUCAUCAAGCCCUUGAAAUGGUUCCCUAGAAUGAAACCAUUAUGGACGUUUUUUCAUCAGUCUAGUAUUGUAUAUACUGAGUGUAUGUUUGGUGGUUUUGUAUAGCUAUCUUUGUGUAGACUGUAAAAGGAGAUCAAAACGAGUCCCAGAAACUUUGACUACUUCUGAUCUUUCUUGUAUUUGCUGUUAAGCUUAGUUUUAUGUAUGUGAGUGCUAUUUGGAUUACAAAUCUAGCAUUCAGGUCUUUGUUGGUGUGUGAGGGGUGGUUGAAUUUGCUGAUUUUUAAGGCAAAAAGAUUGUAGCGUCGGCGCAAAUGCAUGUUUAAGAGAGCAUAGCAAUUAUAAUCAAAUAUGUCUUGAUCAAUUAUUUAAUCUCUUAUCUGAAUCAAUUAUUUUGUUUGGAUC